Molecule: messenger RNA, 2715 nt
Organism: Calidris pugnax (ruff)
Lineage: Eukaryota; Metazoa; Chordata; Aves; Charadriiformes; Scolopacidae
Gene: MTRFR
Product: chromosome unknown open reading frame, human C12orf65
Exons: 2
Coding region: 183-671 (162 amino acids)
Biological process (GO): translational termination
Cellular component (GO): mitochondrion
Molecular function (GO): translation release factor activity
Source: RefSeq, a predicted model, not a curated record
UAUUUCAAGGCAAAUGCCUAUGAAACCAGUUCAAAUAUCCUUGAAAUAAAUCUGAGUAUCAAAAUACGGCUCAAGCCGUGCAGUGGAACUAGAUCAUCGUAAAACAAAGAUUCUCACGGUAAACUCCAUUCCCCCCUUCUGUUUCAGGUUUCAUUCCAGAGAAGCUGUGUCCUCAUUUCCGUAUGAAUGUUCCCAGUUUAUUUCAUUUUACAUUCUUACUGAGAGAAGUACGAACACCGUUUUGGAGACCAUGGAUUUUGAGGAAGCAGCAGUUUUCUCUGCCCAGUGUGCCCUUACUUAAGGCAGCAGGAAAGAAGAACUCUCUCAAUCUCCUUGGACUAAAUGAGGCAGAAUUAGAAGAACAGUUUGUAAGAGGUGAUGGCCCAGGAGGUCAAGCCACAAAUAAGACAAACAACUGUGUUGUCUUGAAGCAUAUUCCAUCUGGGAUUGUAGUGAAGUGUCAUCAAACAAGAUCAGUGGAGCAGAACCGAAAGAUAGCCAGAGAAAUCCUGCAGGAGAAAGUUGAUCUGUUCUACAAAGGUGAAGAGAGUGAUGUUUUUAAAGAGAAGAAAGCAUCAGAGAAGAAGAAGCAGGAGAAAAAAAGAAGAGCAAGGGAAAACCUAGAAAGGAAAAAGCAUUUUAAAGAGAUGCAACAACUGGAUAAGAAAUGAACAUGUAAAAUACUGACUUGCCCUAGUAGGGUAAGGGAAACAUCUGUCAUUAUUCCUAAACACAGUUUUCAAACUAACAGAUGAUGUAGAGCUUUGUAAGCACAACUGAAAUACUGAGCAGUGACCUGCUAUUACUGUAAAACCAAAGUGAUAAAAGCAGUCAUGUAUUCCUACUGCUGUCUGCCAUCAUCUUAUUAAUCACAUUUAACAAUCAGUUCUUCUGCCAGGUUCACAAUAUGAUAAACCAAUCCUUGUUAUAAAGGAACUGUAAACUUUCCACCACUGUUAACGGAGACAAAAAAAAAUUCAAUAGAUUUCUUUCUGCAGAGAUGAUACCUUAUGAUGCUUCGUAGGAGUUCCAGUACAUACAGAGAGCAGCCCUAAAAGGUUAGAACUUUCCAUCCUUGCUCAGGCAAUGUCUCUACUGAUACUAAUCCUUUAUAAACAGUGCCCAGGUUUAGAUACUGGUUCUGAUGGGGCACAUGGACAUGCUGAUAGAGGAGACACCAGUCACUGGUUGCCUCCUUCGGAGCUGUGAGCUGCACAAAUGCUCUGCCCUACUCAGUUCUGAAGGAAGUUUAAACAGAAGCUUUACAAAUCUUACCUGGAGCGGUGAUGAGCACUGGGGGGAAGGCACUCCUGCUCAGUCAUGUUCAUCCAGUUCAAAGGUAGAACUGGGUCAUUACAGAUAAAGAACAACACGUGUUGGAAGCUGCCUCCCAAGGCAACAGAAUCCAGUUCAUUCAAGCUGUGAAGUAAAUAACUUUGCUUCUUAAUAUGGUAUUUUCUUCAAGUAACCAUAGCUCCGUAUGUAUUGGAUAUCCCAGAUAUCCCGCCUUCCUUAGGAUACAGAUUUGAUUGUACAAUAGUGAAUUACAGUCAUUUACUAUGUUUAUGCUAUUCUGCAGUUAAGCUCGGGCAUUUUGGUAUCUUCACUCAUUUUGACAGUUUCCCAUUUUAUGCAAAGACACGCAGCUGCUUUUCCUUUGUUACUGUUACUUUGGAGCCACAAGUGAAGUGUACUUGCCUAUUUUGAUCCCGUUAAGAGCUCUUAAUUGCUAAACCAGAACUUCUCUUUAAUUUUUGCACAGCCCCUCACCAGCUGCCACCGAGUUCUCACCUUCCACAGUAUUUUGAAAGCAAUGGAGACUACUAGCAACCAUACCACCUUCUUACAGAGACCGACUGCAUCUCGACUGUAUCAUGGACAGAAACUCUCCAGCAAUUUGCAGGCCCCUUCCUUUGUCUGUUCCUGAACUUGAGCCUCCUGCACGAAGCUUGAAUCUUUAUCUGUUGAGAGUUCUUGUUCAUGGAGUAUGAAUCUGAUUAAAGUGACUGUACAUAGCUUUAAUACAAAUUGUUAAUGAAAAUAAGCUUUAUUACGUCAAGUAAUAAAUACAUACAAAGAUGCAAAUAACAGUUUUAGUAAUUUAUCCAGAAUUUUCUUUUUUUUUUUUUUGGCAAACUUUAAACUGAAAUCUCCAGCCUUAAUGUAGAAAUUAGCUUUCCAGGACCUUGUUAUUAUUUAAUAGGUUUCCCUAUUUUCCAUAUAACUCAUGCACUUUAAAUGGACUUCAAAGCACUAACAGUCAUGCAAAUGUUUAUGCCAAACGAACAAAAAAGGAAAAAUAAGAGGAAGGGAAGGUUAUUUCUAAGCAGGGUCUAUGCUGUAUGACAAUUUGUGACUUAGCAGACUACUAGGUACAGCAUGCUAUUCUGCAUUUAUUAAAAAAAAAUCCUUAGAGCUUAUGUCAAACUUUGAAAGAUUGACAGUUUGGGGUUAAGUGAAUACAGUCAAAGAAAAAAAACAACAGAAUGAGAGUGUGGCUGGAUAAGAAGAGAACUGAAAUAUAGCCUGGGAGAGAGCCUCUGCAUGCAGUUCAGUUUUCAUGUUUUAGAAACAUUUUAGGGAGUUUUAACGUCUUUACAAAAUGCAAACCCUCAGUAAGUUGAAAAAUCCUUGUUUUCUCAUUCUUAACUAUACAUUUUUGUAAGGGCAAAACAAGAAAGGUAAAACAUUCAAAAUAAAGGAAUUUGUCUUGAA